AUGUUCCCCGUUUUCCGUGCCGCCCGCUGCCCCCUGCCGCUGCCGUACUUCUUCUCCUCCACCGCCGCCGGCCGGACGACGGCCACCAGCCAGUCCAUCAAAGCCCCGCCGACCCCUCAGAAGCCCAUGGAGACCAUGAAGCCGGAGGAGGAGGAGGAGAAGACCAGGUAGGUAGCUGCAGACCCACUUCGAUACUCAGAGCUACUAGCUAACCUCCCUCGUCUGAUUGACAGCGACGCCAUGUCCGAGUCCUUCGGCGUCGCCUACUCCACUCGCUCCGACGAGGAAGGCUUCGGUGGAACCUUCUCCCACCGCCAGUCCCUCCCUCCCCCCCCCCAAGACACCGCGGCCGACGCCGGUCAAGCCCUUCUCUCUCUGUCUCUCUCUGUCUCUCUCCCUCCCUUCCUCCCUCCCUCCCUCUCUCUCUCUCUCUCUCUCUCUCAUCGUCGAUGGUGGGUGGGCAGGCCGCGAGGAGUUGCAGGCGAGGGAGGCGGAGGAAGGGCGGAAGGAAGAGGAGAAAGCGGCGCCGGCGCCCGCCUGA
Messenger RNA from Spirodela intermedia, 541 nucleotides. The record is from the annotation of a GenBank genome assembly. NCBI's taxonomy places the organism in Eukaryota, Viridiplantae, Streptophyta, Magnoliopsida, Alismatales, Araceae.